AUGUUCCCCACCAAGGGCCUCUUUGCUGCCCUCCCCUGCCCCGACAGACCCGCCUGCCGCCGCUCCGUCUGUCUCUUCAGCCAUGCACCCGACGCGCGCGAGUCCUUCAGCGUCCACAUCCCCGUCGACGCGCCCAAGGAAGCCCCCGUCGCGUCCUCGGCAGCUGUGCAGCCUAAGACUGCCAUGUCUGUCCCUGCCAAACGCCCCAUACCGUCUGCUGCAGCUGGAACAAGUACACCUGAGCCUCCACGUAAACUGCAGCGCACGGGGCCGACCAAGCGUCCUGUCGCGGUGCCUACGGCAACACACACCGCCUCUGGGGUACCUCUCAUAAGAGUCCCCCCGGCUCAGUCUCAAGUUGCUAUCCCCGUCCGCCAAGCAAUGCUCCAGCAGCUGUUCCAGCACUACCUCAUUCUUUACGAAAACAUCCUUGCACAGAACCCUACUCUAGCCUCCGAGCAUGCCCUCCGACAAGAAGAGGAGGUGUACCAAAAGUCGAACAAGCUCACGUACCGUAACGCUGUUAUCUCCUCCAUCGUCACGCUCAAGCAGCGGCAAAAACCGAAUGGCGCGUCACAUCCCUCCGUAGGCACUGAGGGCGAUCUUGCGCGUCGUGCCGAGGAGCGCAAGAAGCUCAACGCGCUUCGGCUGACUGCCAAGCAGCUGGAGCCCUAUGUCCUGUCUCUCGACCAGUUGCGCAAAUGGGGCCACAUCGUCGACAUCCCUGCAAGUGAGGGCGGGUCAAGACCAAGUGAAGAGGGGUCGGUAAAGACAUGCGACCGAUGCAGCACCGCGUUCAAGGUAAAGCGGAGAGAGGAAGCGUCCAUGGAUGAGUGCGUAUACCACUGGGGGAAGGCGUUCUCGACCAAGACAAACGGCGAGAAGAGACGUCUAUUCACCUGCUGUUCGCGACCUUCGGACAGCGAGGGAUGCCAACGGGGUCCGCACGUCUUCUACGAGACGUCAGCGGAGGAUCUACAUGUUCGUCAUCCGUUCUCGUAUACUCGUGGCAGCGGGCCACCAGACGAGGUACGAGAAGAUGGGCAUAGCACGCAAGCUGAUAUUGAAGCCGACACCACAUUGGACAUCGUCGCGCUGGAUUGCGAGAUGGUGUACACGACCGGUGGAAUGCGCGUCGCGCGGGUGUCGGUGGUUGAUUCCACCGGGAAGGAAGUCUUCGACGAGCUCGUCAAGAUGGAUGAUGGGGUCGAUGUCAUCGACUAUAAUACGCGCUUCUCUGGCAUAACCGCCGAAGCGCACGCAGCAGCGCUUCUCCCACUCACCGCGAUCCGUCGAUCGCUCGACGCGCUCAUAUCGUCGAAACGGAUGGUGCACCAUCGCUGUAUAGACACGGUGGUAUUGUUUCCCCAUCAGGCAGGCCCGCCGUAUCGACGAGCAUUGCGUGCAUUAGUGAAGGAGCACUUGGGUCAGACGAUUCAGGAGGGGGGCGGGACGGUCGGGCACAGCUCUGUCGAGGAUUCAGUUGCGACACUCGAUCUCGUACGGUGGCACGUCCUGAACCGCCCCCACCAGCGGCCAAACCCGCAACUGCUUCAACCGCAACAACCACGAACAAGCUAUGACCGUCGAUUUCCGCUGUCGAUCUCCGUUUCAACCGUCUUAUAUUUGUAG
This is a messenger RNA of Fomitopsis serialis, 1632 nucleotides long. Its product is annotated as ribonuclease H-like protein. The record is from RefSeq and is a predicted model, not a curated record. Lineage: Eukaryota; Fungi; Basidiomycota; Agaricomycetes; Polyporales; Fomitopsidaceae. Gene Ontology annotation, cellular component: nucleus. The coding region runs from base 1 to 1632 and encodes 543 amino acids. The transcript is spliced from 8 exons. Gene Ontology annotation, molecular function: exonuclease activity; nucleic acid binding.